AAUAAAUAAAUACUCCACAGAGACCCAGCACUUCUAAGGAUAGUUUAUAUUAUGAGAUUUUAGAAGAUGCAGGUGUAGGUUUUUUUUUUAUUAUUAUUAUUAAUUUGGAUAUUAAUUCACAAAUGUUCCCAACAAGUUACAACUGAGAUUUGCUUUUUAUCAACAUGCAAGACUACAAAAAGGGGCUUUUCGUAAACUUGGCAACUACUAGCCCACUUCUCUGCAUUCGGCUGUGAAGACAUGCUGAACGCUGAACUCCCCCUACUCCCUCUACCGCACCGGAUGCCACAGUACAUUUUCGACGUAAAAAAAUAAAAUAAAAUUACCCCUUUUGACUGUGCAACGUGACUUACCCCUCUCAGGUUCAAAACGAAAUAAUUUUUGUGAAUUGAAUUGUAGGAAAGUAAAGAAUUCGCGAGGUGGGUAAGUUUUACAUUUGCUGCCUGUAUUGACUAGACCAAUUCAUGUUAAGACCAGAAGAUGGAGUUGUUUUUCUUGAAUGUGUUCAGAACAAUAUUUUAUACUAGAAAUAUUUGAUGUAUUCACUCAAAACUGAAAUUCUUCCACCAUUCAGAUCAUUCUGCCUGUUAUAUUCAAUGGAAAAAAGAGCGUCUUUGUUUGGAGCAACAUGUGGGCAUAGGCUACUUCAGGAAGGACUGAAAUUUCAUGCUGCCUCCCAAUUUUCUCGGCUGGCCAAACCGUGGACAUAAAUGCCUAGAACAGAGAAGACCAAUGUGAUGCAUCUGCACGAGAGGAAAAUCACUCGACUAAGAUGGGUAAUAAGCAAACGAUAUUUACUGAUGAACAGCUAGACGCCUAUCAGCUUGCAUGGAAGAUACCAUGAGCUGGCUCCACAUUUGGUUCCAAUGGACUACACCAACGACCCUGAUGUUAAAAUCCCUUUAGCUCUCAUAGUCAACAUGCCGGAACUGAAGGAGAAUCCAUUCAGGGAUCGGAUUGUGGAAUCGUUCUCUGAAGACGGCCAUGGGAACCUCAGCUUCAACGACUUUGUGGACAUGUUUUCAGUUCUCAGCGAAAUGGCUCCCAGAGAACUGAAAGCCAUUUAUGCUUUUAAAAUAUACGACUUCAAUGUGGAUAAUUACAUCUGCAAGGAGGAUUUGGAAAAGACUCUAAACAAGUUAACGAAGGAGGAGCUAACACCAGAGGAGGUUAAUCUGGUGUGUGAGAAGGCCAUUGAGGAGGCCGACCUGGAUGGAGACAACAAGCUCUCCUUUGCCGACUUUGAGAACAUGAUCUCCAGGGCUCCUGACUUUUUAAGCACCUUCCAUAUACGAAUCUAAAAUGGCUUCAGUGGAAGACACCAAUGCUGAGGGUUCCUUGAACAGACAAGUCCACAUCGGAGGAUAAAUGUCUACUGUUGUUUUCCUUUCAUUUUUGGAAGCACACUUGACAGGAUUACUGACCAAUGCAUGGCUGUUUCAUUACCAAUGAAAAGUUUGGAUCAGAAAUCCCUUGUGUUUUCAGAGAAAGGAAAUGGAAAGUUGAGGCCUUUUGGGGGUUUGACCCACACCUUGUCUUGGAGUAAAACUAAUGUGGAUGUAAACCACUUUUAUGGGCUUCUACCAAUGUCCGUGGCACAUUGGAUACAAAUUUAACUCACUCUCCCACUUCAAAUAAUCAUGGGACAGUUCAAAUAAAUCAUGGGACAGUUUUCAUUCGGGAAGGGACAAACAAACUGGACAAGAGAGUGAGUGAGAGGGCUACAAGCACAUUAUUGGCAUCAGCGCCACCGAGACAGUGUUUUCUACAGCUAUGCAAUCUUUCUCCAUAAAAUGCAUGAAUUAGAUUCCGUUCCCUACCUUUUCCCGUUCCCUAAUGUCCCUACAGCUUUGCCAUUUCACAAUCUAAUUGCUUAUAGAACUGGAGCAUGACGACAAUCAUAUCUAAAUGUUCUCCAGUUGAAUGAAGGGCUCUGUCAUCAUAUAUUCUCUAAUUGUCUUCUCUGUCAUUCGCUCUCCAUGUAUUUGUUCUGCCCGCAGAUCCCUUUAUCCCUUCUGUCCUAACUUGAGGUGUUAGUGUCAAACUGUCUCUUACCUUUUUUCAGUAUUUGAUGUGAUAGAGGGCAUUUGACUUAACUUUUAA
This is a messenger RNA of Onychostoma macrolepis, 2103 nucleotides long. It is a transcript of the gene cib2, whose product is annotated as calcium and integrin binding family member 2. The record is from RefSeq and is a predicted model, not a curated record. The transcript is spliced from 6 exons. Gene Ontology annotation, molecular function: calcium ion binding. NCBI's taxonomy places the organism in Eukaryota, Metazoa, Chordata, Actinopteri, Cypriniformes, Cyprinidae. The coding region runs from base 867 to 1301 and encodes 144 amino acids.